This is a messenger RNA of Cygnus olor (mute swan), 2055 nucleotides long. It is a transcript of the gene SCARB1, whose product is annotated as scavenger receptor class B member 1. The transcript is spliced from 12 exons. Gene Ontology annotation, cellular component: cytoplasm; caveola. Gene Ontology annotation, biological process: cholesterol import; plasma lipoprotein particle clearance; cholesterol efflux. NCBI's taxonomy places the organism in Eukaryota, Metazoa, Chordata, Aves, Anseriformes, Anatidae. The record is from RefSeq and is a predicted model, not a curated record. Gene Ontology annotation, molecular function: low-density lipoprotein particle binding; lipid binding; scavenger receptor activity. Bases 82 to 1557 code for a protein of 491 amino acids.
CCCCACCGUCGCCGCCGGGGCCCGGCCAUAAAGCGGCGGCCCCGGGCCUCGGGUCCGCUUCUUUCGCCGUUCCGCCGAGCCAUGGCCGCGGCCCGGCGCAGGGCGGCGGUGGGGCUGGGGCUGGCCGGGGCGGCCUGCGCCCUGCUGGGGGUCUGCCUGCUGCUGGCCGGGCCCGCCAUCGUCAAGGAGCAGGUGGUCAAGAACGUGAGGAUCAACCCCAGCAGCAUCUCCUUCGGCAUGUGGAAAGACAUUCCAGUCCCCUUUUACCUGUCGGUGCACCUCUUCGAAGUGGUGAACCCCAACGAGGUCCUCGAGGGAGGGAAACCAAUCCUGAACCAGCGUGGGCCAUACGUUUACAGAGAGUUCAGGUACAAAACAAACAUCACAUUCCAUGACAAUGACACUGUCUCCUACCUGGAAUAUCGGAAGCUCUUCUUCCAGCCAGACUUGUCUAAUGGCACCGAAGAUGAGUACAUUGUCAUGCCAAACAUCCUGAUGUUGGGAGCAUCUGUCAUGAUGGAAAACCUGCCAAACUUUGUGAAGCUUUUACUGAGCGGGGCCCUGGCUGGCCUGAAACAGGAGGCCUUUAUGAACCGGACGGUGGGGGACAUCCUGUGGGGCUAUGACGACCCUCUUUUAGACACAAUAAAUAUGAUUGUUCCUGGCCUGAUCCCGUUCAAGGGGAAAUUUGGCAUGUUAAUAGGGUUUAACAACUCCAAUACCGGAUUGUUCACCGUGUACACGGGCAUGAAGAACAUCAGUAGAGUUCACAUGGUGGAUUCAUGGAAUGGGUUAAAGAAGGUGAACUACUGGCGGAGCACCGGGUGCAACAUGAUCAAUGGGACCGCGGGGGAGAUGUGGCCGCCGUUCAUGUCCCCGACGUCGUUGGAGUUCUACAGCCCCGAUGCCUGCAGAUCCAUGACACUGGUGUACGAGCAGUCGGGGGAGUUUAAGGGUGUGCCCACCUAUCGCUUUGUGGCCCCGAAAACACUCUUUGCCAAUGGCACGGACUAUCCCCCCAAUGAAGGCUUCUGCCCCUGCAGGCAGUCCGGCAUCCAGAACGUCAGCACCUGUAGGCUGAAUGCACCGAUGUUCAUCUCCCAUCCUCACUUCUACAACGCCGACCCAAGCCUGGUGAACGCUGUCGAAGGCCUGCAUCCCAGCAAGGAGCACCACGCGCUCUUCCUCGACGUGCACCCGAUGACGGGCAUCCCCAUGAAUUGCUCCAUCAGGCUCCAGCUGAAUCAGUACUUGAAGCAGGUGUCUGGUAUAAUUCAAACAGGGAAAAUUAAGCCAGUGGUGCUGCCGCUGCUGUGGUUCGCAGAGAGUGGAUACAUUGAAGGCUCAGUCCUAAAGCAGUUUUACACCAGCCUGGUGCUGAUCCCAUCCAUCCUAGACUACCUGCAGUACAUCUUCCUUGGGCUCAGCGUCCCGCUCAUCAUCUCAGCUGCUGUACUCAUGAUGAUGAGUCAGAAGCACAAAAUCACAGAAUCAUUGAAGUUGGAAGGGAUCAGUGGAGGUCAUCUGCAACACCCCUACCCAAGCAGGGCCACGUAGGCCUGGUUGCUCAGGGCCAUGUCCAGAUGUCUAAAGUAUCUCCGAGGAUGGGGAUACCCCUCACUGCUAUGUGCAGCCUGUCACAGUAAAAAGAAAAAAAAAAAAAAAAGGCAGAUGUUCAGCUCAAACCUUUUGUGUUUUAGUUUGUGCCCAUAACAUCUUGUCCUGUCCCUGGACACCACUGAAAAGAGCCUAGCUCUGUUGUUUUUGCACACUCCCUUCAGAUGCUUAAAUACAUGGGUGAGAUCCCCUCAAGCCUUGUCUUCUCCAGUCUGAACAGUCUCAACUUGGCCUUUCCUCAUAUGAGAUGCUCCAGUCCCUUACUCAUCUUUAUGGUUCUGCUUUGGAGUAUCUCCAGUAGCUCCACGUCUCUCUGGUUCUGGGGAGCCCAGAACUGGAUGUGGUACUUCAGCUGUGUCUUGAGUGCUGAACAGAGGAGAAGAAUCACCUCGAGCUGCUGGCUGUACUUUGCCUGAUGCAUCCCAGGAUACCAUUAGC